This is a messenger RNA of Ctenocephalides felis (cat flea), 2720 nucleotides long. RefSeq names its product DNA replication licensing factor Mcm6-like. Gene Ontology annotation, biological process: double-strand break repair via break-induced replication; mitotic DNA replication; DNA replication initiation. The record is from RefSeq and is a predicted model, not a curated record. Gene Ontology annotation, cellular component: MCM complex; nucleus. The transcript is spliced from 13 exons. The coding region runs from base 120 to 2561 and encodes 813 amino acids. Gene Ontology annotation, molecular function: ATP binding; single-stranded 3'-5' DNA helicase activity; single-stranded DNA binding. NCBI's taxonomy places the organism in Eukaryota, Metazoa, Arthropoda, Insecta, Siphonaptera, Pulicidae.
GGAAAAGGCUUAACAAAUUGUCAAAUCUGUUAAACAGAGAUUAGACUUUACCUAUUUCAAACAAAAUAUUUUGAUAAUAAAUUUUUGUGUUUUGUGUUUGUUUAUAUUUUAAUUUAAUAAUGGAUGUGGCGGAUCAUCAUGUAGGGCAGUUGCGUGUUAAAGAUGAAGUUGGAAUUCGUUGUCAAAAAUUGUUUCAAGAUUUUUUAGAGGAAUAUAAGGAAGAAGGUGAAGUGAAAUAUUUAGAACCUGUUCAAGAAUUAGUGAGUCCUGAACGUAGCACCCUUGAAGUUAGUUUUGAAGAUGUUGAAAAAUAUAACCAAAACUUAGCCACAACAAUUAUUGAAGAAUAUUUUCGAAUUUAUCCAUAUCUGUGUCAAGCAGUUAGCAAUUUUGUCAAGGAUCGUACUGAUCUUAAGAAAGAAAAAGAAUGUUAUAUCUCUUUUACUGAAGUUCCUACAAGACACAAAGUAAGAGAAUUAACGACUGCAAAAAUUGGAACUCUUAUCAGAAUUUCUGGCCAAGUUGUUAGAACACAUCCUGUACAUCCAGAGUUAGUUUCUGGAACUUUUGUGUGCCUAGAUUGCCAAACAGUAAUAAAAGAUGUUGAACAACAAUUUAAGUUUACAAAUCCAACUAUAUGUCGAAAUCCAGUAUGCAGCAAUAGGAAAAGGUUUAUGUUGGAUGUUGAUAAAAGUUUAUUUGUUGAUUUUCAAAAAGUUCGAAUACAAGAAACCCAGUCUGAAUUACCUAGAGGUUGCAUUCCAAGAAGUGUAGAAAUUAUAUUAAGAGCAGAGACUGUUGAAGCAGUACAGGCUGGUGACCGCUAUGACUUUACUGGUACCCUGAUAGUAGUUCCUGAUGUCGGUGCGUUGAGUUUACCAGGAGCAAAAGCUGAAAGCGGAUCUAGGCACAAAGCUGGUGAAAAUCAAGGGGAAGGUGUUAGAGGAAUUAAGGCCUUGGGAGUACGUGAUUUGAAUUACCGAAUGUCCUUUUUGGCAUGCUCUGUCCAAGCUACAACUGCGAGAUUUGGUGGUACUGAUUUACCUAUGGAGGAAGUAACUGCUGAAAUAAUGAAGAAGCAGAUGACUGAUCAAGAAUGGAAUAAGGUUUAUGAAAUGUCCAGAGAUCGUUUGCUUUAUCAAAACUUGAUAAACAGUUUGUUUCCAAGUAUACAUGGUAAUGAUGAAGUAAAAAGGGGUGUUUUAUUGAUGCUGUUUGGUGGAGUUGCUAAGACCACUAUAGAAAAAACUACUCUGCGUGGUGACAUUAACUGUUGUAUAGUUGGUGAUCCAAGUACUGCAAAAUCUCAACUUUUGAAGCAAGUAGCUGAUUUCUCCCCAAGAGCUGUAUAUACGAGUGGUAAAGCAUCAUCAGCUGCUGGUUUAACUGCUGCUGUUGUACGUGAUGAAGAAAGUUUUGACUUUGUUAUUGAAGCUGGUGCUCUCAUGUUAGCAGACAAUGGUAUUUGUUGUAUAGAUGAGUUUGAUAAAAUGGAUCCCCGGGAUCAAGUAGCAAUUCAUGAAGCUAUGGAACAGCAAACUAUUUCAUUGACAAAAGCUGGUGUAAGAGCCACAUUAAAUGCAAGAACCAGUAUAUUAGCUGCUGCAAACCCUAUUGGGGGUAGAUAUGAUAGAUCAAAAUCACUACAGCAAAAUAUUAUGCUCAGUGCUCCCAUUAUGAGUAGAUUUGACUUGUUUUUCAUUCUUGUGGAUGAAUGCAAUGAGGUUAUUGAUUAUGCAAUUGCCAGAAAAAUUGUUGAUUUGCAUUGCAAUAUAGAAGAUUCUGUAGAACAAGUAUAUUCACGUGAAGACGUCCUUCGUUAUAUUACAUUUGCUCGUCAAUUUAAACCUAUUAUAAAUGCUGAAGCAGCUAAUCUAUUAGUUGAAAAUUAUAAUCAACUUAGGCAGAGAGAGGGUACAUCGAGCAGCAAAUCGACAUGGCGAAUAACUGUGAGACAAUUAGAAUCCAUGAUUAGAUUGUCGGAAGCUAUGGCUAAAAUGGAAUGUAGUGAUGAGGUGCAACCUAAACAUGUAAAGGAAGCAUAUAGAUUAUUGAACAAGUCUAUAAUUCGUGUAGAGCAGCCAGAUAUUCAUUUUGGUGAUGAAGAUAAUGAUGCUGCACUGGCAUUGCAAAUGGAGGUUGAAGGAAUUGAAGCAGCGGCCAUGGAUGUUGAUAACCCCUCUGGUGAGACUGGAGUAUCCAAUGGAAAGAAAAAGCUGACUCUGAGUUUUGAUGAAUAUAAAUCUCUUAGUAAUAUGUUAGUUAUGCAUAUGAGAAGACAAGAAAACCAACUAGAAAUGGAAGGCUCUGGAAGUGAAGAAGGACAAAGACGCAGUGAUAUUAUUGCAUGGUAUUUGGAACAAAUUUCAGAUUUAAUUGAAUCUGAAGAAGAAUUGCUUGAAAGAAAGUCUUUGGUUGAAAAAGUGAUUGAUAGGCUCAUAUAUCAUGAUCAAGUCAUCAUUCCUUUGAUGUCCACUGGUUUAAAAGGCAAAGCGAAAACUGAUGAGCAUGAAGAGGAUCCACUUUUAGUUGUUCAUCCAAAUUACAUUGUAGAUUUGUAAAUGACAAAGUGAUAUUUUUAGCAUAAAAUUGCAAGUAUCUGAAAAAUAGUUGCAGUUUAUAAAAGGUCAAAAUACUAAUCAUCACAGAAAUAGAUAACAAAUUUUGAAGAAUCGAAUAAAUGGAAAUGCAUGAUCUCGAUUUAUGCACAUAUUUUUUAU